GAUCGAGCAAUCUGAAAAAUGGAACACGUCGUUGAAAUCGGGGGCGUCCGCGUCCAGGUGACGCCUGUCGACGAAGUUCCGAAGACAGCCGUUGCCUUCCAGGAUCUCGUUGGGCAGCUGCAGAAUACUACGAUUCUCGCCAGGGUCCCUCGACCAAUUCCUGAAGCCCGUCGCCGUGUUCAAGUACUCGUGUCAGUCGAUUUUGAUGCGGUGUCGGGCUGGAUGGGCACAGGGCAGCAUCCCAAUAAUUGCCUCGCUGACUUCUCGUCGGGCAUCUUCGCAGGCCGCGUCGGCGUAGGCCGACUUCUGGGUCUCUUCAACCGCAUCGGUGUCUCCGACAAGGUAACAUGGUUCAUACCAGGUCACUCUAUGGAAACAUUCCCGGCGGAGACCAAAUCCAUCGUGGACUCGGGCGCGGAGAUUGCACUUCAUGGCUACUGCCACGAAGACUGCACCAAGCUCGACACAAAGCAGGAGGAAGACGUCUUGGACAAGUGUAUUGCCCUUGCCGAGUCUCUGACUGGGAAGCGCCCUGUUGGAUUCCGAGCUCCUUUGUACCGAAUCCGCCAUGAGACGAUUUCUCUCUUGGAGAAAAGGGGGUUUCUUUAUGACACCUCGCUCAGCGGCCACGACUCACAGCUGUACCCUCUUGACCGCGGCUUUUCUCUCGCUCCGGUCGACUAUUCUAAGCCGGCACAUACAUGGAUGCAGCCCUCUAUCCAGCCGGAAUCUACCGGCAUUGUUGAAAUCCCUGCAAACUGGUACAUGGAAGACAUGACCCCUCUUCAGUUCUGGCCCAACGUCGAAAACUCCCACGGCUUUGUGUCGGUUCAGACGAUCGAGAAGAUGUGGAAAGACCGCUUUACCUGGCUGUGGAGUCACGGUGCCGACGGUAAUGGCCCCGGUGACUUCGUCUUCCCUUUGGUUCUCCAUCCCGACACCUCGGGCAUGGCACACAUAGCAGGGGCUAUCGAGGAUGUGCUGCUCUGGUUGCAAAGCUGGGGGCCUCAGGUUGAAUUUGUCACAUACGAGACAGCAGCAAGGUCAUAUGUGGAGCAAACGGGUAGCGCAAGGUAGAUCAUGUCCAUAUAACAUAAUAUUGCAC
Molecule: messenger RNA, 1105 nt
Organism: Colletotrichum phormii
Lineage: Eukaryota; Fungi; Ascomycota; Sordariomycetes; Glomerellales; Glomerellaceae
Exons: 2
Coding region: 19-1077 (352 amino acids)
Biological process (GO): carbohydrate metabolic process
Molecular function (GO): hydrolase activity, acting on carbon-nitrogen (but not peptide) bonds
Source: RefSeq, a predicted model, not a curated record